UCUGUAUAUAAAUAUAGAGGGACAGCUCCGUUUUCUAUAUUUUGUCCUUUUUAUUCCCCUCUCUUUCUCUCUCGGGUUCGUUUCACGACGACGCUUCGGCACUGGAGUCUCGCGACGGGAGACGACGGAGCCUAUGCUCGGAGGGGUUGAGUGUCUUCUGUUACUUAAGAUAUGGAGCAAGUGUGCUUUUGGUCAAGCUGCUUCCAGGACCAAGUCAUGCUAUUUCAGGAAGUUCUUGAUUGGCGGUUUCUCAUUCUUGGAGACUUCCUUCUCAUCUCCUUUGUUAACUGCACUUAGGUGGCAACGGCUUUUCCAUGACCACCAAGAGUGGUUCUGUGCAACUUUCUUUUGAAGUUGAUCUUCAUUCUUCAUUAUGCAAAAUGCCCAUGCUGUCAACUUGCUUCGAUAUCCUUGUGGAUGCGCAUUUUCAACCGAACUUCUAGUUGGUUUGGUCUGAGGUUUUUUUUUAUCAUACAGUCAUAGAUGUUGGAAGGUAUGCUGCAACAUGCCAUGGAUCAUACAAUUUUCCAAUUAUGAUGGUGAACUUACAAGCUUUGAACUACAUUUUAUUCAUAAAUAAUGUUUGGGUUUCACAUCUUUCACAACUUUAGUUCUGCAUGAAUUUAAGUAGGGAAUCUAUCAACAGAAAGUACAUGCAAUGCGAACAAGCUCUAUGUGGAACACUUUCUCCCUCAUGAAUGAUCAAUUCUUUCAGUCAAGAUUAGUUGAUGCAUGUUGAUUACCUUGCUGGUUAAGUUGGGUUCUGGUCCCUGAGUUGAUUUUUCAGCAAUUCUGUUGAAUUAAAAAAUUGGAGGCCUUGUGCUACAGAGGCCCUGUGGUGGAAUAUAUUGCUUGCACUUGGGUCAAUUUUCAUUUAGUAAGGUCCAGGAGUCCUGCAUUGUUGGUUAAAGAUGGACCGCUACAAGGUUAUAAAAGAAGUUGGUGAUGGGACCUUUGGGACUGUGUGGCGAGCCAUAAACAAACAGAAUGGUGAAGUGGUUGCAAUUAAGAAAAUGAAGAAAAAGUACUACUCUUGGGAGGAGUGUAUAAAUCUUCGGGAAGUUAAAUCACUUCGUAGGAUGAACCACCCUAAUAUUGUCAAGCUCAAGGAAGUUAUCAGAGAGAAUAAUAUUCUAUAUUUUAUAUUUGAGUACAUGGAAUGCAAUCUUUACCAGCUUAUGAAAGAUAGAGGAAAACCUUUCUCUGAAGUUGAAGUUCGGAAUUGGUGCUUUCAAAUAUUUCAAGCUCUUGCUUACAUGCACAAUCGUGGCUAUUUCCAUCGUGACCUUAAGCCAGAGAACUUACUUGUCACAAAAGACAUGAUCAAGAUAGCAGAUUUUGGCCUCGCUCGUGAAGUUUCAUCACAGCCACCCUACACAGAAUAUGUCUCCACUAGAUGGUACAGAGCGCCUGAAGUUUUGCUCCAGUCAUCUAUGUACGACUCAGCAGUUGAUAUGUGGGCAAUGGGUGCCAUCAUUUCUGAGCUGCUCACGUUGCAACCUCUCUUUCCUGGAACAAGUGAAGCAGAUGAAAUAUACAAGAUUUGUAGCAUAAUUGGCAAUCCCAGUUAUAGCUCUUGGGCUGAAGGGCUUCAUCUCGCAGAUAUGAUGAAUUAUCAAUUUCCUCAGUUUGCUUGUGUCCAUCUUUCGGCAUUAAUCCCAUCAGCCAGUGAGGAUGCACUUAGCCUUAUUUCGUCCCUUUGUGCAUGGAAUCCUAAGAAAAGGCCCACAGCAGCAGAAGCUCUUCAGCAUCCUUUCUUUCAGACUUGCUUUAAUAUUCCGCAAUCACUUCGCCCAAAAGCAACUGGAAUUCCAAAAACUCCCCCAUCAGUGGGCCCUAGAGGAGCUCUGGAGCAUAAGAGUUCUAGAAGAUUCUCUACUGGAACUUUAUCCAACACAAAUCCCACUAGCAAUUUUGCAUCAUCAAAGAACACAAGUAAUUCUCAGAGGACAGGUGUGCAAAGAAAGCUGGAGGCGGAUUAUCAGGAACCGGAAAAAAAUGAAAGGUCAGUGAAGAAUAGCCCCAAGGAGAAGCAAUACAGGCCACCGGCUAGAAAUAACCCAGGACACUCUGGGAGGAACUUGCGCAGAGUUCCUUCAGAUGCAUCAGUGAAACUGAACUCCAGAACUACAAACAGUAAUGGUGUUGGUGCAGGCGCAACUGAGAAGAAUGGCAUUUUGGACACAAGCAAGAGGUUGGCACAAUUGUCCAUCAACUCCGGUCCUCAGCCAGUGAGGCAGGCACCGGUCUUGAAGGCGGGGGGCUGGCAAAGCCAGUCUGACAAUCAUGGGCGUUCAAAUGGGAUUCCUGCUUACAGGACCUAUUCCAGGAAGGUUGUUGGCUGAAGAUAUUGGUCUGAUAGCAGUUCUAGCUGGAUCUAAAUACGGAUUUGGAGUUGUCAUUGUGUGUGUGUGUUUCGUCUUCAGUUCUUUUUCAUCUGUGCCUUUUCUUGUGUUGGGGAAACAGGAUUUGCCUAGUUACUGACAUGUCGUGUUUCUGUAAUAAAACAAUACUCUUUGCUCUUGAUCUUGCCCAGGGACCUGAUUGACUGUGCUUAAAUUUGUUAUACUUGAAAUUACUUAAUGUUGGUUUUAUUUUUUUCUUCA
Messenger RNA from Dioscorea cayenensis subsp. rotundata (Guinea yam), 2606 nucleotides. Its product is annotated as cyclin-dependent kinase F-4-like. Gene Ontology annotation, biological process: protein phosphorylation; intracellular signal transduction. The transcript has 18 exons. Gene Ontology annotation, molecular function: ATP binding; protein serine/threonine kinase activity. Bases 912 to 2345 code for a protein of 477 amino acids. Gene Ontology annotation, cellular component: nucleus; cytoplasm. The record is from RefSeq and is a predicted model, not a curated record. Lineage: Eukaryota; Viridiplantae; Streptophyta; Magnoliopsida; Dioscoreales; Dioscoreaceae.